Lentinula edodes (shiitake mushroom) is the source of this 2833-nucleotide messenger RNA. RefSeq names its product Cullin. Gene Ontology annotation, molecular function: ubiquitin protein ligase binding. The transcript has 10 exons. Bases 70 to 2355 code for a protein of 761 amino acids. The record is from RefSeq and is a predicted model, not a curated record. NCBI's taxonomy places the organism in Eukaryota, Fungi, Basidiomycota, Agaricomycetes, Agaricales, Omphalotaceae. Gene Ontology annotation, biological process: SCF-dependent proteasomal ubiquitin-dependent protein catabolic process; protein ubiquitination. Gene Ontology annotation, cellular component: SCF ubiquitin ligase complex.
UUCACCAAAUCAGUUGCGACUGCCAGACAGGCUUCAUCCUUGCCAAAUUUACUUGUUUCUAUCAUAACCAUGGAGCCACCUAUGCCAGCCGCCUCGGCGGAUCUGGCCACAACAUGGGCAUUCCUCGAGGAGGGUGUAGAUCAUAUCAUGACCAAACUUCAAACAGGCGUAUCGUAUUCCAAGUAUAUGUCUCUCUACACCGUGGCCUAUAACUACUGUACAUCAUCAAAAAUCAACAAUACGAGCUCUGAUUCUGGCAUCGGUGGUCUCAGCAAUCGCACGGGGGCCAAUCUAAUGGGCUCUGACCUUUACAAUCAUCUUAUCCGAUAUUUUGUUGUUCACCUCAAGAACUUGCGUGAGCAAAGCGAAGCACUCCAAGAGGAAAAUCUGCUCCGUUAUUACGCACAGGAAUGGGAUCGUUAUACUACCGGCGCUAACUACAUCAAUCGUUUGUUCACGUAUCUUAAUCGGCAUUGGGUGAAGCGCGAGAGAGAUGAAGGUCGAAAGAAUGUAUAUCCGGUUUACACACUAGCGCUCGUGCAAUGGAGGAACAACUUAUUCGUUCCUAUUCAACAGAAACACACCAAAUUGGCCGGUGCUGUUCUCCGUUUGAUCGAACAGCAGAGAAACGGCGAAACGAUUGACCAAGGCCUGGUCAAGAAGGUCGUGGACUCGUUCGUAUCACUAGGCCUCGAUGAGACUGAUACGAACAAAGCGUGCCUAGAUGUUUACAGAGAACAUUUCGAGGGCCCUUUCAUUACCGCCACAGAAAAGUUUUACAAACAAGAAUCAGAGUCAUUUCUCGCAGAACACAGCGUUUCGGAGUACCUGAAGAAGGCAGAGGAACGCUUGAAAGAGGAGGAAGACCGCGUAGAUCGGUAUCUGAACACUCAAACACGAAAGGCUCUGAUCGGUAAAUGCGAACACGUCCUUAUACGCGAACACGCCCCAUUGAUGUGGGACAGCUUUGAAAACCUACUGGACUUUGACAAGGAUGAAGAUCUCCAGCGGAUGUAUGCCCUGCUAUCACGUAUACCAGAGGGUCUCGAUCCUCUACGGAAGCGCUUUGAGGAGCAUGUGAAGAAAGCUGGUCUGCUAGCUGUUUCCAAGUUAGCGGGAGAGGGCACCACGGAGGAAGCAUUAGAUCCGAAAGCCUAUGUUGACGCUCUGUUAGAAGUUCAUCAGAAGAACUCAGAGACGGUCACACGCAGCUUCAGAGGAGAAGCGGGUUUCGUCGCGAGUUUAGAUAAGGCUUGCAGAGAUUUUGCCAACCGCAACGCGGCGACCGGCAACUCCAACACCAAGUCACCGGAGCUUCUUGCCAAACAUGCAGAUCUCUUAUUACGCAAAAACAACAAACUAGCUGAAGAAGGUGAUCUCGAGGGUGCUUUAAAUCGCGUUAUGAUUCUGUUCAAAUACAUCGAGGACAAGGACGUCUUCCAAACAUUUUACACGACGAAAUUGUCCAAACGUCUUAUUCAUGGGGUGUCUGCGUCAGACGAGAGUGAGGCUAGCAUGAUAUCCAAGUUAAAGGAAGCUUGUGGUUUCGAAUACACCAAUAAAUUGCAGCGAAUGUUCACAGAUAUGAGCCUAAGCAAGGAUCUCACUGACUCUUUCAAAGAACGGAUGCAACAAAAUCAUGAUGAUAUGGACAUGACCUUCAGCGUGAUGGUACUAGGGACGAAUUUCUGGCCACUUAAUCCCCCUAGUCAUGAAUUUGUCAUUCCAGCAGAGAUUCUGCCCACGUACGACCGCUUCCAGAAAUACUAUCAGCAAAAGCAUUCCGGGCGGAAGCUAACUUGGUUGUGGAACUACUGCAAGAACGAAUUGCGGACAAACUAUCUGAACCAAAAGUACAUCUUAAUGACAAGCUCAUAUCAAAUGGCUGUGUUGGUACAGUACAAUAAGAACGAUACGCUGUCACUAGAGGAACUCAUAGCCGCGACGUCUAUUCCGAAGGAGCUGAUGACACAGAUCCUAGCGGUUUUCGUGAAGGCAAAAGUCUUGAUAAAUGAAGAGACUGAUCAAUAUGACUUGAAUCCUGGCUUCAAGUCCAAGAAGAUCCGUGUCAAUCUUAAUCAGCCAAUCAAGGCUGAGGUGAAGACUGAGACGGCUGACGUCCUUAAAGCUGUCGAUGAAGACCGGAAAUUCGUCAUCCAGGCUACUAUUGUUCGAAUCAUGAAAGCUCGCAAAACGAUGAAAAACCAAUCGCUUGUUCAGGAAGUAAUCUCACAGAUUUCCCAACGUUUCGCACCAAAGAUCCCUGACAUCAAGAAGGCAAUCGACACACUCCUCGAAAAGGAUUAUAUCGAGCGUGUUGAGGGUCAACGAGAUACGUUCGCCUACGUUGCAUGAAUUCUCUGUAAUUUCUAUUAUUCGCAUUCGUUACAUCUUCAUCUUCUGUAUCAUUAAUGCAAUGUUUCAUAGUUAUUUCCCCUCUACGAUGUUUGGUGUAGCCCUUGAAUCGGAUGGUGAUUGGUGGCACGAGCGAGUGCAUCUGACUAGAGUAAAUACUCCGGAUAGCGAUGAAGCCGUAAUCCAGCGAUUGGUUGGGAAAAGUGUGUUUUCAAUAUUGAAAUAUUGCUAUUUCUCCGAGUUUCACAGCUUCUCUCUGGAUGUCAUAUACUGGUGUACUGAACAGGCUUCUCUGGACACGGCGCUUAUGGUUUCUCGUUAAAACAUCAGUAUCCUGACCAGCGCAUUUGCCCAAUGUGGCAAUUAUUCCGCCACCCGAGGAAUAUUCUCAUCCCCCGAUUCGCUGGUUGUGAAAGGGUUCGCACGCAUUAACUCAGAAUGACUACUACGAGAUUUAAAGAGCUGCUCGAAGCUAAAA